This is a messenger RNA of Entamoeba dispar SAW760, 363 nucleotides long. RefSeq lists its product as uncharacterized. The record is from RefSeq and is a predicted model, not a curated record. Gene Ontology annotation, biological process: adenosine catabolic process; hypoxanthine salvage; negative regulation of adenosine receptor signaling pathway. NCBI's taxonomy places the organism in Eukaryota, Evosea, Mastigamoebida, Endamoebidae. Gene Ontology annotation, cellular component: external side of plasma membrane; cytosol. Gene Ontology annotation, molecular function: adenosine deaminase activity. The transcript has a single exon. Bases 1 to 363 code for a protein of 120 amino acids.
AUGACCACAACUAUUACUCAUGAUUUAUUCAAACAAAUGCCAAAAGCUGAUUUACAUCGUCAUUAUGAUGGGUGUAUUAGACCAAGUUCUAUUAUUGAAAUAGCCAAAGAACAAAAUAUAGAAUUACCAACAUAUGACUUAAAUGAAUUAAAUAAAUUAGUAAUGAUGACUAAUGACUGUGAAUCACUUGUUCAAUAUUUAAAAGCUUUUGAUAUUAUUAAUUUAGUAUUACAAACAAAAGCUAAUAUUGAACGUACUAUGUUUGAAUGUUGUGAAGAUGCAUAUCUUGAUGGGUGUACUUAUGUAGAAUUUAGAUUGCUCCAAUUCAAAGUACAAAUAAAGGAUUAUCAUGAAGAAAAGUAA